AUGUCCAACAGUUUGAGUAGCGCGAAAUGCGAGGAGUUUAUCGCCAAUGAUGUAACAUCCAAUAGAUCAAACAAUACGAGGAGAAUGUUAGUGAAAGAGUACAAGAAGAUUGGGCAUGGGGCAUUUGGAACUGUGGUGCAAGCGUAUAUUACUCCGGACAAGCAGAAAUGGUACGGUCCGUUUGCUAUCAAGAAGGUUCCUGCUCAGACAGAAUACAAAUCUCGUGAGUUGCAGAUCUUGAGGAUAACAGACCACCCGAAUGUUGUUAGACUGGAAUAUUUCUUCACACAUGUAUCGCCUGUAGACAAUAAGGUCUAUCAGCAUUUAGCCAUGGAAUGUCUGCCAGAGACUCUGCAAUUGGAAAUUAGCCGUUAUUCAUCGAACAAAUUGGAAUUACCUUUAAAGCAUGUCAAACUGUAUAGUUACCAGAUCACUCGUGGUAUGCUUUAUUUACAUGCUUUUGGAAUCUGCCAUCGUGAUAUUAAACCUUCGAAUAUUUUGGUUGAUCCAACAACGGGUGUACUGAAGAUUUGUGACUUUGGAUCUGCGAAAAAACUGGAACAAAACCAACCGUCAAUUAGUUACAUCUGUUCGAGAUUUUACAGAGCUCCUGAAUUGAUAGUCGGGUGUACGCAAUAUACAACACAAAUCGACAUAUGGGGAUUGGGUUGUGUGAUAGGCGAAAUGUUGAUAGGCAAAGCUGUCUUUCAGGGUCAAGAACCUUUAUUGCAACUAAGGGAAAUUGCGAAACUGUUAGGUCCACCAGAUAAAAAAUUUAUUUUCUUUUCUAACCCAGCAUAUGAUGGUCCAUUAUUUUCUAAACCGUUAUUUUCUGGCUCUCCGCAAUCACGCUUUGAAAAACAUUUCGGUCAUGCAGGCUCAGACGGAAUUGAUUUAUUGAUGAAAGUACUGGUUUAUGAACCUCAAUUGAGGUUGUCACCAAGAAGAAUAUUAGCUCAUGCAUUCUUCGGUGAUCUGAAAAAGGAAGAAUACUUUUUCCCCAGAGGUCAAACUCAACCUGUUCAACUACCAAAUUUGUUUCAAUUCAGCCAAUUUGAACUGCAAGUGAUAGGCGAGUAUCUCGAUAAAAUUGCACCACCAAAGAAUAAAUUACGAAACGAUGAAGAAACUGCAACAGUUGAUUGA
Molecule: messenger RNA, 1146 nt
Organism: Zygotorulaspora mrakii
Lineage: Eukaryota; Fungi; Ascomycota; Saccharomycetes; Saccharomycetales; Saccharomycetaceae
Gene: MCK1
Product: serine/threonine/tyrosine protein kinase MCK1
Exons: 1
Coding region: 1-1146 (381 amino acids)
Biological process (GO): signal transduction; protein phosphorylation
Cellular component (GO): cytoplasm
Molecular function (GO): protein serine/threonine/tyrosine kinase activity; protein serine/threonine kinase activity; ATP binding
Source: RefSeq, a predicted model, not a curated record